This is a messenger RNA of Opisthorchis viverrini, 222 nucleotides long. RefSeq lists its product as hypothetical. Bases 1 to 222 code for a protein of 73 amino acids. NCBI's taxonomy places the organism in Eukaryota, Metazoa, Platyhelminthes, Trematoda, Opisthorchiida, Opisthorchiidae. The record is from RefSeq and is a predicted model, not a curated record. The transcript is spliced from 2 exons.
AUGGCGCAACAUGACGCACUUGCCAUAGCCAUCGACCUGAUCAACCAGAGGACUGUGAUUGUCAGUCAUCCAGAAGACCUACCUCCUGCAUGCAUCGUUAGAACAAUUACUGAUGAUGGGAAAGAUGAAACUCAGUAUGUCGUGGAACUCAUGUUGCGAAAACAGGAGAAAGCUGCCGACAGAGAACUGAUGAAGCUGAAGUCAGGACGUUCCACUGAUUAG